AUGGAAUCAUCAGGGGAGGACCCUUUGAUGAACAAAAGCUCGAGUAAAUCAUCUGUAAUAGAUUCGAUAAAAGGGUGUUCAUUGAAGGGAAUGCGUAUUCCAAAAGAUGAAUUAAGGCGAAGGAUCACCAUGCCUGAGUAUUUACGUUUAGCUAUUCGUGAUGCCAUUGAGGCCAAAAAUAUUGAUGCAGGGAAACAACAUUAUGAUAGCAUUUUCCUUUCUGUUGUGGCGGUUGUUGGUGGUGGCGAUGAAACUCCUCUUGUUGCUCCUGAAACGCCGUUGGUUGUUUUUGUCAAUUCUAAAAGUGGUGGACGUCAUGGCACCGAGCUUAAAUCUAGAUUGAAGGAUUUCAUGGGUGAAGAACAGAUUUUUGAUCUUCAAGAUGUGAAGCCUCAUGAAUUUGUUCAAUACGGAUUAGCCUGCCUGGAAAACUUUGCUGCUCUUGGAGACAACUGUGCUAAAGAAAGUCGCGAAAGAUUAAGAAUUAUAGUUGCAGGAGGUGAUGGGACUGUGGGUUGGGUCCUUGGGUGCCUUGGGGAGCUUCAAAAACAGGGUCGAGAGCCCGUUCCACCAACUGCAAUUAUACCUCUUGGUACAGGGAACGACUUAUCCAGGAGUUUGGGUUGGGGUGGUUCAUUUUCUAUCAAAUGGAAAGCAGCAAUUAAAAGGGUUUUAGAUCGAGCUGUUCAUGCUUCACUUGCUCGUCUUGACAGUUGGAACCUUGUGUUGUCAAUGCCGUCUGGUAUAGAAUUGGACACUCCUCAUGCAUUGAAGGAAACAGAAGAGGUUGUUCUUGAUCAGGAUCUAGAAAAUGAAGGGAACUUACCAGAGGAAGUCUCUUGCUACCAAGGAGUCUUUUACAAUUAUUUCAGCAUAGGAAUGGAUGCCCAAGUGGCUUAUGGUUUCCAUCAUCUACGGAAUGAGAAACCAUAUCUUACACAAGGCCGUAUUGCAAACAAGAUCAUUUACUCUGGAUACACCUGCAAACAAGGAUGGUUUUUAACGCCGUGUAUAAAUGACCCGAGCUUGAGGGGACUAAAAAACAUUUUAAGGAUGCAUAUUAAAAAAUUAAACAGCCAAAACUGGGAGCUGCUUCCGCUUCCAUCAAGUAUUAGGUCUAUAGUCGCGUUGAAUCUUAAUAGCUAUGCAAGUGGAAGAAAUCCAUGGGGUAACUUGAAGCCAGAAUAUUUAGAGAAGAAAGGUUUUGUCGAGGCUAAAUUGGACGAUGGUCUCCUGGAAAUCUUUGGAUUUAAGCAAGGAUGGCAUGCAUCAUUUGUUAUGGUUGAUUUGAUUUCAGCAAAACACAUUGCUCAGGCAGCUGCAAUUCGAUUUGAGUUAAGAGGUGGAGCAUGGAAAGAAGGCUUCAUGCAGAUGGAUGGAGAACCAUGGAAAGUACCCAUAAACACCGAAUUCUCUACAUUUGUAGACAUCAAAAGGGUACCAUUUCAAUCUGUUUUGGUUAAAGGAGAGAACAACCAUUCUUGAAAGAUAUGAUGUAAACUAAUA
Erigeron canadensis is the source of this 1506-nucleotide messenger RNA. Its product is annotated as diacylglycerol kinase 4-like. Bases 1 to 1485 code for a protein of 494 amino acids. The record is from RefSeq and is a predicted model, not a curated record. The transcript is spliced from 12 exons. Gene Ontology annotation, molecular function: ATP-dependent diacylglycerol kinase activity. Lineage: Eukaryota; Viridiplantae; Streptophyta; Magnoliopsida; Asterales; Asteraceae.